Cryptomeria japonica (Japanese cedar) is the source of this 1236-nucleotide messenger RNA. Its product is annotated as L-type lectin-domain containing receptor kinase SIT2-like. Gene Ontology annotation, cellular component: plasma membrane. The transcript has a single exon. Gene Ontology annotation, molecular function: ATP binding; protein kinase activity. The record is from RefSeq and is a predicted model, not a curated record. The coding region runs from base 6 to 998 and encodes 330 amino acids. NCBI's taxonomy places the organism in Eukaryota, Viridiplantae, Streptophyta, Pinopsida, Cupressales, Cupressaceae. Gene Ontology annotation, biological process: protein phosphorylation.
GAAGAAUGGGAGAUGAGUAUUGGCCUCAUAGAUUUGACUACAAAGACUUUUAUAUUGCAACCAAGGGCUUCAAGGAGGAUCAAGUUCUGGGCUCUGGAGGUUUCGGUCAGGUGUACAAAGGAGUUCUUCCUGUUACUGGACAGGAAGUUGCUGUAAAAUCCAUCUUUGGAGAGAGCACUGAAGCUCUCAAGGAAUUCAUAGCAGAGGUUCCAAGUUUGGGGCGUUUGCAGCAUCGGAAUCUUGUGCAAAUCAGAGGCUAUUGCAGGAGGAGAGCAAAGCUUUUCAUAUUGUAUGACUUCAUGCCAAAUGGAAGCCUGGACAAGAUGAUAUUUGAGAAGACGAAGAGCGUGCUGACGUGGGCUCAGAGAUACAGAAUUCUGAGGGACGUGGCCGCAGGAUUGUUGUAUCUUGACGAAGACUGGGAACAGGUGGUGGUGCACAGAGACAUCAAAUCCAGCAACGUUUUGUUGGAUUCUGAACUUAAUGGCAAGCUGGGGGACUUCGGGCUUGCUCGUCUGUAUGAGCACACGGGAGAAGCACAUACUACUCGUGUGGUGGGUACUCUUGGCUACAUCGCACCGGAGCUCAUAAAUACAGGAAAGGCUGAUCCCAGCGUAGAUGUGUUCAGCUAUGGUAUUUUGAUGUUGGAGGUUGGCUGUGGGAGGAGGCCUGUGGAACCUUCUCUCGAUGCUUCUCAGAUAGUAAUGGUGGAGUGGGUGAGAAAGCUGCAUGCCAAAGGUAGGCUCACGGAUGCAGCCGACCCCAAUCUUGGUGGUGAAUACGUUGAAGAUGAGAUGGAGAAGGUGCUCAAAUUGGGACUGGUGUGUUGCAAUCCUCAGCCGGAGGCGAGACCUGCCAUCAGACAAGUAUUGCAGAUAAUUGAAGGUGAAGUCUGUCUUCCCCCUGUAUAUCUCCAUGAGAUGAGUGGAGGGAGCAAUAGCUCAUAUCCAAGUACAGGAGUAUCUUAUGCAUCGACUUCCAAGUCUAUAGAGCCGUGAUAGUGCAGAGUCUCAACAGAUUUAGUAGAGGUUUAAUUCUCAUAUUUCAAAGGAGGGCUAACCAUCGUCUCGUUCAAAUUCUUGAUUAUGUGAAGGUUUUCUAUAUUUUAAGGCUGCGAGAUGCAAUUUAAUUCUAGAUUUGCUCUGCUGUGCGUGUACAUAUUGUUUUAUAGACACCUGAAUGGUAUGUAUAUACUGUCGAUAAAUAUCUUAAUGGUUUUCGAAGCGGCUGGAUGUC